AUGCAAAAUCAUGUGAAAUAGAUCAUAACUCUUUGGUUUUGGGUUCCAAAGGAAAUGCUUCUGUACCAUCUUCACAUUAAAAUUUCCUUUAGCCUAGGAAUAUCCUUCUCGGCCACGACCACAGAAAAUGCGCUCCAGUCGAAAACUUCACUAAGUGGAAGGACAAAAUUAUCUGCAAUGAUCACCGGAACACAUUCGUAA
Molecule: messenger RNA, 201 nt
Organism: Trifolium pratense (red clover)
Lineage: Eukaryota; Viridiplantae; Streptophyta; Magnoliopsida; Fabales; Fabaceae
Exons: 2
Source: RefSeq, a predicted model, not a curated record